AUGGCUGGAUCCCUGGGUGCUGUAUCUAUUUCAUUUUAUGCACCUGGAAUAAACCAUGGUGUCUUAGAUGCUCAUUUCCUUACAAAGGGUCUGAAAGCUGUACUUGUCUACUAUUCCUCUCUGGUAUCACUGCUUCUGGAGCCCCGCCCCAAUCGGCACCCCGCCCCCACCCCGAAGUCUGAGGAGGCGCAGGGGGGCUCUAGUCGCUGGGCUACUCUGCGGACCACGUGCUGUGCUCCCACCUCCCGCUCCUUUGCAGCUGCCCCAGCUCAGGGCCAGGGCCACGUGGUGCCGCCCCGGGGACCCCGGGUAAUCCUGCGUGUGGGAGGGGGUCCUCAGGAAGCAGGGGCCUGCGGGUCCCCAGAUGCGGUGGGGGAGGUGGGUGCCGUGCGGGCACUAGCUGGUGGGUCGGGCGAGGAGGCCACCAUUUUCAGGGUGAGGGUCGUGCGGCAAGGCGCGGCCCUGGAGGAGGGAGAGGUGGCGGGGAUCGGGGAGGAGUUGGGGCUGUUGGUGGAAGACAUCAUGCAGGGGGUGGAGGCGGGGGCGGAGGAAUAGCAGGAGGAGGUGCAGGUGGAGGAGCCCCAGGAGCAGGGGCAGGAAGAGCCAGGGCGGGACCCGGGACCCAUGACCGCCCGGCCCCUGCUGGAGGCGCUGGCGGCCCUGUAGUUAGAGCUGAGCCCUCUGAAUGCCCAAGCCAGCAGGGCCUACACUUGGCUCAAGCGCAUGAUGGGUCAGACGCGGAAGCCUCACUUGGAUGGAAGAAGCGCCAUCAUCUGGGGCAUCCCUGGCUUCUGGGCCAAAGCCAUCAUGAACCAACCCCAGAUGUCAGCCAUGAUCAGUGACCAAGAUGAAGACAUGCUUAGCUACAUGAUCAGUUUGGAGGUGCAGGAACUGGGCCAUCCCAGGCACCGCUGCAAGUUGAUGUUUUUCUUUCGGAACAACUCCUACUUCUGGAACGACGUGAUCAUUAAGGAGUAUCACCUUAGCAUCGCUGGAUAUAGGGCGUCUCGUUCCACUCCAGUUCAGUGGUUCUGGGAUUAUGAACAAGGUGCCCCCAGCCGCAGGCAGGACACCACCACUAACUUCCUCAACUGGUUGUGUGACCACAACUGCCCAGGGUCUAACAGGAUUGCUGAGAUCAUCGGUGAGGGCCUGUGGCCCAAUCCCCUGCACUACUACCCCAGGGAGGAAGACCCCACCGGGACAGACCCAUAG
This is a messenger RNA of Globicephala melas (long-finned pilot whale), 1215 nucleotides long. RefSeq names its product testis-specific Y-encoded protein 1-like. Lineage: Eukaryota; Metazoa; Chordata; Mammalia; Artiodactyla; Delphinidae. The record is from RefSeq and is a predicted model, not a curated record. Gene Ontology annotation, biological process: nucleosome assembly. Gene Ontology annotation, cellular component: nucleus; chromatin. Gene Ontology annotation, molecular function: chromatin binding; histone binding.